AUCUCACCACAAAAAGAAAUGCCGCGAAACAUCCUUUUCCUCACCAACAGCGAGCUCGGUCAAGCCAAUGUGACCCUCGCGGUGGCCGAGGAAUUCCUCGGCCGUAACGAAUUUUCCGUCCACAUCGCUUCCUUUGCACCGCUAGCACGGUUGGUAAGCGACUUGAAUCAACGAAUGUCUUGUCCCCAGUCGGCGAAAUUCCACGAAAUAUAUGGACCUUCCAUGGAAGAUCUGGCUGUCCGUAGCGAGGUCGGCUUGAUGGACCACAAACCAGGGGUCGUGGGCGCGGUUCAGGGCUUUCAAAAGGUUCGUGUAGUGAUGUCAAGUUGGACAUCUUCAGAAUAUGGUAAGGCUUUCCAAAGCUGCGUGGAUCUUUUAAAUGAGCUUCGCCCUGCUGUGGUGGUGGUUGAUCCAAUCCUUCAUGUUGGCUUGAAUGCGUGCCAGAGCGUUGGAUCUCGUGUCGCUGUGCUGUGGCCGGUUCCGCUUAAAGACGUGGUGAUAUUGAAUCAGCCAAAUGCAGCUUUUCUGUGGAAAUACCCCAUGACUGGAUCUGGGUAUUCAUAUCCCCUUCCUUGGACGCUGAUACUUCCAAAUAUGUAUUUGGCGCUUCGUGCGGCGCUGGCCUUGAGUACGAGGGACCCUGCUUCGGGAACGGGAGCCGUAGAGAAAGGCUCAAAGGAAGGGAGCCCAUUUCCCUUGACAAAUGCAUAUCAGAAGGACUCGCUGCAUUUGACGCCCGCAUUUCGAGAAAUGGACUUCCCAUUAUAUGUACCAGAGAAUAUUGUGAGUUGUGGGCCGAUUCUCCGGUCUUAUCAGUCACUUGAGGAAAAGGAUCCUGAGAUGGCAGCUUGGCUCACCAAGUCCACCAUCCUUAUCAGCCUUGGAUCCCAUGCGAAACCGACAGAAGAUGUUGCUAUUGAAAUGGCAAAAGCCAUUCAGAGGGUACUCGGUAAUCAUACUGAUCAUCAAGUAUUAUGGAAGCUACGAUACGAGUGGAAGACCUCGGUAGCUUUUCAAAAGAUUCUUGGGGCAUUCCUAGAUUCCGGAUCUGUGAAAAUAGUGCCUUGGAUUCAAGCUGAUAUCAUCACUGUUCUUGAAACUGGAAAAAUUGCGGUAUAUGUUCAUCAUGGAGGUGCAAAUUCAUACUUUGAGGCAUGCAAAGUGGGAGCUCCCCAGGUCAUCCUCCCUCAGUGGCUUGACACAUAUGACUGUGCGACAAGAGUCGAGUGGUUGGGUAUAGGAGUCCACGGAAGUCGCAAGGCAGCCCCCGGCAUCAACGCCGCGGAAUUUUCCCAGGCACUAGAGGCAAUAUUGCGCGAUAAAACGAUCCAGGCUAAGGCCGCCAAUAUGCGAGACGUUUGCAAAACGACGGAGGGGCGUAUUUUAGCCCACGACAGAAUUGCGGAUUUCGCGCUUUGA
This is a messenger RNA of Penicillium verhagenii, 1419 nucleotides long. Its product is annotated as glycosyltransferase. Gene Ontology annotation, molecular function: UDP-glycosyltransferase activity. The record is from RefSeq and is a predicted model, not a curated record. The transcript is spliced from 3 exons. The annotation marks the transcript as partial. Lineage: Eukaryota; Fungi; Ascomycota; Eurotiomycetes; Eurotiales; Aspergillaceae.